Ilex paraguariensis (yerba mate) is the source of this 1024-nucleotide messenger RNA. The record is from the annotation of a GenBank genome assembly. Lineage: Eukaryota; Viridiplantae; Streptophyta; Magnoliopsida; Aquifoliales; Aquifoliaceae.
CUCCUCUCACCACUUUCUCUCUCCACAUUUCUCCAUUAUAUAAGUUCGCAUUUCUUCCCUACUUUUCACCACAUCCACCUCAUCUCCUGUGUUAUCUACACUGAAACCCUAAUCCUAGCCUCUGCUUUACCUUGUGUCCUCACAUCGUAUUUUUUUCUUUGCCAUGGAAGAGCUGAGUAUUAAGAAGCGAGUCCGUGACGAGUUGGACGAGUCAGAGAUUGACUCGCCGGAUGUCAAGAGAAUCCGAGAGGAUCUUCUCAACAAUCUUGACGAUUCGGAUCUGUGUACGGAGAGUGAAGAUCUGGAGUCGUUCAUGAAGAGCUUUGAAGAAGAGAUAUCUGGUUCUCCGUCACAUGCUACCGUGGUGGAUCUGACGUCAGAUUCAGGCGAGUCUCAGCCGGAUCUCGGGUUCCUUUUGGGAGCAUCCGACGAUGAACUCGGCCUGCCUCCAUCAAAUACGUCACCGAACGGGGUCGAGUAUCCGGAGGAAAAUGAGUUGGUGAGAGUUUCUUCCGAACUCAGUGAGUUAUGGGGAUUUGAAGAUCAUAUUCCGAGUUAUGACUCGUUUGAGUAUGGAAUCGGUGUUACCGACAGCCAUAUCAACGGUAACGGCGAGUAUGUGGCCUUAGAGGGAUUGUUUGAUUAUUCAGAUCUAGGCUUUGGGUCAGAUUUGUGGCGGCCUGAAACGUUGCCGGCACAGUAACACAAACGAACGUUGGUAUUGCCGUCAAGUUAGACAAAGCAUAUUGUAAAGUUUUUCUUUCAUUUUUUUUAUAACUUGGAAAAGUUUACAAGAAAUACUUCAAUUCAAAACCUCAGCUUGUAGGAGAGAAUGGUUCUUUGUUGGAUUUGAGAAAAAUCAAGAAGCUGUUCCUCAGCUUUGGAUUUGAAUGUUUCACAUCAAUCAAUUGUUUAAUUGAUGAAAAAUCUAAAUCAAUAUAGGUUAAAAUUACUUGAAUUUCUAUGUUAAAUUAAUGAAAUUGAUCUUGUACUAAUUUUUUUUGUGCCAAUUUCAUGGUUACAC